AUGGCGCCCGUACAACAGGAAAAGGAGACCCGUAUUGCCAUCGUCAACUCGGACAAAUGCAAGCCUAAGAAAUGUCGUCAGGAAUGUAAGAAGUCGUGCCCCGUCGUCCGUAUGGGUCGACUCUGUAUUGAGGUGACACCGACCAGCAAGAUCGCCUUCAUCUCCGAAUCUCUUUGCAUUGGUUGUGGUAUCUGCCCCAAAAAGUGCCCCUUCGACGCCAUCAACAUCAUCAAGCUUCCCACCAAUCUCGAGAACGAGACCACCCACAGAUACAGCGCCAACUCGUUCAAGUUGCAUCGUUUGCCAACACCACGUGCUGGUCAGGUUCUUGGUCUUGUCGGUACCAACGGUAUUGGAAAGUCGACAGCACUCAAGAUCUUGGCAGGCAAGCAGAAGCCCAACUUGGGCCGUUACGACGACCCACCCGACUGGCAGGAGAUUCUCAAGUACUUCCGUGGUUCCGAGUUGCAGAACUUCUUCACCAAGGUGCUUGAGGACAACAUAAAGGCGCUAAUCAAGCCUCAGUAUGUCGACCACAUUCCCCGUGCCAUCAAGGGGAAGGCUUCCGUCACUCAGCUCUUGGACGGCAAGCUCGAAAAGGACAACAAGCAGAUGGUCAUCGACAUGCUCGACCUUAAGGAGGUCCUCGAGCGAGACGUCCAGCAGCUGUCGGGUGGCGAGCUUCAGCGAUUCGCCAUCGGCAUGUCGUGCAUUCAAAACGCCAACGUAUACAUGUUCGACGAGCCAUCGUCGUAUCUCGACGUCAAGCAGCGUCUCAAUGCCGCCCGAAUGAUUCGCUCCCUUCUCGACUCCAACACCUACGUCAUUGCCGUCGAGCACGAUUUGUCCGUUCUCGACUACCUUUCCGACUUUAUCUGCUGUCUCUACGGUGUCCCUUCCGUUUACGGUGUCGUUACCGUCCCCUCGCCCGUUCGUGAUGGUAUCAACAUUUUCCUCGAUGGUUACAUCCCCGCCGAGAACAUGCGUUUCCGUGAGGAGUCGCUUUCGUUCAAGAUCUCCGAGACUGCCGAAGACGAGGUGCUCGACAGGACACCCAAGUACGUCUGUCCACCCAUGACCAAGACUCUCGGUAACUUCAGCCUCAACAUUGAGGGUGGAGAAUUCAGCGAUUCCGAGAUCAUUGUAUUCCUCGGUGAGAACGGUACCGGUAAGACUACCUUUGUCAAAAUGCUUGCUGGCAAGCUCGAGCCUGAUCCGGGUGCCAAGAAGCCUCCUCAACUCAACGUGUCAAUGAAACCCCAGACCAUCGCACCCAAGUUCCAGGGUACCGUCCGCAUGCUCUUGCUCAAGCAGAUCAAGGCUGCCUUCAUGCACCCUCAGUUCCAGACCGAUGUCGUCAAGCCCAUGUCGAUCGAGCCCAUUAUCGACAACGAUGUUCAGACCCUCUCCGGCGGUGAGCUCCAGCGUGUUGCGCUUGUCCUUGCCCUCGGUAAGCCUGCCGACAUCUACCUGAUCGACGAGCCAUCCGCCUACCUCGACUCGGAGCAGCGUAUCAUCGCUUCGCGUGUCAUCAAGCGUUUCAUCAUCCACUCGCGCAAGACCGCCAUGAUCAUCGAGCACGAUAUCAUCAUGGCCACCUACCUUGCUGACCGUGUCAUUGUCUACGAGGGUCAGCCAUCCGUCAAGGCCACCGCCAAGCGUCCCGAAUCGUUAUUGACUGGUAUGAACAGCUUCUUGGCCACUCUCGAGGUCUCGAUGCGUCGUGAUCCUACCAACUACCGUCCACGUGUCAACAAGUUCAACUCGAUCAAGGAUAAGGAGCAGAAGGCCGCUGGCAACUACUUCUUCUUGGAGGAUUAA
This is a messenger RNA of Ustilago hordei, 1821 nucleotides long. RefSeq names its product putative RLI1 - Protein promoting preinitiation complex assembly. Gene Ontology annotation, molecular function: ATP binding; ribosomal small subunit binding; iron ion binding. Gene Ontology annotation, biological process: translational initiation; ribosomal subunit export from nucleus; translational termination. The record is from RefSeq and is a predicted model, not a curated record. The transcript has a single exon. The coding region runs from base 1 to 1821 and encodes 606 amino acids. Lineage: Eukaryota; Fungi; Basidiomycota; Ustilaginomycetes; Ustilaginales; Ustilaginaceae.